AGUUGAAAUGCACCAUUAUGAAACAGGAAGCCAGUGAUUUGUUCGCCCUGGACCAACCGACCGACACCGACCACACGCAGCCGUUUCGCCCCAGCGCAGAUGUUUCGAUCGGUGCUGUGAACUUUUCCUGUAUCUUCCCACCCGGGAGUAGACCGGAGGACGCGCUGAAUGCUGGGACUCUGCGGGAGCGGGCACAUCGCACAACGCCAUCUUUAAACCCCACAAGAGGCGAGCGUCGGUCGUACACCGGGAUGCAGAACACCGUCGCUACAGCGGGAUAUAUAAGUUGCGAUCUCGGGCACCGUGUGAUCGUCGCCCGGUGAAGGGAGCAGCGAGGAGCCGUGCGGCGGGACUGCGAAGGGACGGCCACGGGGGCACCGCGGCAGCGCCGACGUGUUGUUGUGAUAGGCAGACAACAACAAUAGACGGAAAGACAACAACAACGGACUGACUCGCUAGCUCGCCCGUUAGCUAGCUCGCCCGCUAGCUAGCUAGCUAGCAUCUCUCACCAGAGCACUGCGCCGUUCGCGAAUGCUACAUGGAAGCUAGCGGCUAGCGUUAGCUCCUCCGUACGCGAAUCUGCCCGGCGGCGCUGAGAUCGGACCGGACGGUGUUCACAGCUGACGCCGGGGAUCCAACCACAUACCCCCCCCCCCCCCACACACACACACACACACCUCCGGGACACGCCGCCCGCACACUCGCCACCGAACAGCCGAGUUCGCCCUGCUCAUUUUUUUUUGUUGCGUUGUGGCUCCAGCUCGCUAACGGCUACGUCCCGACUUCUCCCCCUCCCCAGCGGCCCGGCCGGAGAUGCACGGAAGAUGUCGGUGUCGGGGCUGAAGGCCGAGCUGAAGUUUUUGGAGUCCAUUUUCGAUCCGAACCACGAGCGCUUCAGGAUCAUCGACUGGAAGCCCGACGAGCUGAGCUGCCAGUUCAACGUGACCGGGGAGAAGCUGCUGAUCAUCCACUGCAACAUCACGGAAUCCUACCCGUCCACGCCACCGAUAUGGUUCGUGGACUCUGACGACCCGAGCUUGGCGCAGGUCCUGGAGCGGCUGGAGGAUGUGAGGAGAGGCAGCACCCUGCUUCUGCAGCAGCUGAAGAAACUCAUUUGUGACCUUUGUCGGCUGUACAACCUCCCCCAGCAUCCUGAUGUGGAGAUGCUGGACCAGCCCCUGCCCGCAGGCCCUGUGGGACAAGACCGAAAGCAUGGGACAGAAGAGGUCACUUCCGAAGAAGAGGAGGAGGAGGAGAUGGGAGAGGACAUCGAGGAUCUGGACCACUAUGAAAUGAAAGAGGAGGAGCCCGUGGACGGGAAAAAAUCUGAGGACGAUGGCAUCGAGAAGGAGAAUCUAGCCAUCCUGGAGAAGAUCAGAAAGAACCAGAGGCAGGACCACUUGAAUGGAGCCGUGUCUGGUUCAGUGCAAGCAUCCGACCGCCUGAUGAAGGAGCUCAGAGAGAUCUACAGGUCUCAGAGUUACAAGACAGGCAUCUACUCCGUUGAGCUUGUUAAUGACAGUCUGUAUGAAUGGCACGUCAAGCUAAGGACGGUGGAUCCCGAUAGCCCAUUACACAGUGAUUUACAAGUGCUGAAGGAAAAGGAAGGGAUGGAUUACAUUUUACUAAACUUCUCAUAUAAAGAUAAUUUCCCAUUUGAUCCACCCUUUGUCCGGGUAGUUUCGCCUGUGCUUUCUGGAGGUUAUGUUCUUGGAGGAGGUGCCCUGUGCAUGGAACUUCUCACCAAACAGGGUUGGAGCAGUGCCUAUUCCAUUGAGUCUGUCAUCAUGCAGAUCAAUGCCACUUUAGUCAAAGGAAAAGCCAGAGUGCAGUUUGGAGCCAAUAAAAACCAGUACAAUCUUGCCAGAGCACAGCAGUCCUACAAAUCCCUCGUCCAGAUCCACGAAAAGAACGGCUGGUACACACCCCCUAAGGAGGAUGGCUAAAACAGACUGUUGCCUUUCCUGCACUGGGACCACAUGUCUUAGAUAUUAUUUUCUUUUCUUUUUCUUGCGACCAAUAUGUUAUUGUUUUUUUAAAUCCUGCACACCAGUUUGUUCUCUACAUGAGAAUUGGAACUCCAAACCAAAUCCCUAAUUCAGUGACCACACACACACACACACACACACACACACACACACACACACACACACACACACACACACACACACACACACACGCACACAUCAUCUCCCCGCAAUGAUGUCCUCUCCCCAGAUAUUUAUCUCUCUGUGCAUCUGUCGUCCGAUACAAUCUUCAUUUUUUUCCAUUGCGAUGCUCGUUUUGUGCUCCAGGAAAACGCCCAGACGCACAAUUUUUGGUUUUGGCGUCGAGCAUGCUGAGGUUACUUGUUGGCUGCGGGGUUGAAAGGUGGGGCAUGGCUUUAUCCUCCAGCAGUGGCAGUCUGACGCUCCGGUCGCAGGACAGUGCCUCUCUGGCCACAGACUGGAUCCGAGAAUGGCAUGUGACGGACAUUUUCCCUGAUAUGACGCCGCGGUGGCUGGGAAGGACACUCAAUUGUCGCAGGUGGGAAGAACCGCCGCCACCUUUCCUCUCCACGGACGGGCUGCUGUAAUAUUGUGCUCAUAUAUUAUCUUUGUAAUGCCAAGACCCCUCCUCUGGAAUAACAUGCUUCUGAGGCCAGCUUGCUUUUCAAACCUCUUAUCUUUUAAAGCUUGAAGCCUUGAGGUGGGGAGGGUGGGGGCAAGGGGGGGGGGGGGGGGGGGGGGGGGGGGGUACGAAAAGACUUUUGCAGCCUGAUGUGGGACAGGCCAUAAUGAAGAACAGCAUCCCGCUGAGCUCUAAAGUUGACGACCACUGUCAUCAUUAUAACCAGCAGCUAGACCCACUCCCUGCAGGAGGGAUUUCAUGCGUGGCUGAGAGAGAGAGAGAGAGAGAGAGAGAGAGACGAGCAGGCAGGGCAGGGUUGUGUUUGGAUUGGAUCACACUGUAAUGUAGUUGAUUUUAACUCCAUAUGUAAACAUUGUAAAUUUGUAUUUCUGCAAAAGGAUUUAAUUGUUUAUAAUGUAACCUUGUCUGGGUCUUUGACUGGGCAGAGACCUGUAUUACUAUAAUAUGCCCCUGUCUAUAAACAGCAGGGGGCCACUGCAACUUCUCAAGACCCAUUUAGAAUAAGAAGAGGUUGUUUCCUGAACACUCUUGCAGAAGAAAACAAAAGUUCACCUGGUACCCAUGUAAGCUUAAUGACUACUGCGGUUUUGCUCUUUUUCGUUUUGUUAAUAUUGAUUUGUAAUAAUGUUAUUGGCAACAAUGACCGUACCAUUCCCCUUAUUUGAUGGCACCUCUUCACUUCAAUGGACAUGACAACAAUGGCAUAGACACGGCUGUUUUUCUGGCAUUCCAGAGGUUUGGCUCUAUUCAUAUCCAUCACUCCAACCGGACGAACCUCAGUGAGGCUAUGCAGUGAAGACUCAGUCUUGUGGAGUUUUGUUGUUCUGAAGAAAAAACGAGUCUUAAGAGCUCAAACGGUGUCCUCACCUGCUUAGUUCUCGUAGCUGCUUCUCUUCCCAACCACCACUUCGCCGAUCCUGCGGUCUGGGAAGAAAAGCGACCUUCACCUUGUGACUUUUCCUCGACCUCGCGGCUGCUUUAAGGCAAAAAAAAAAACAACAAAAAAAAAGGAAAGAAAGAAAGAAAAAAAACUGCAGCCAGAGUUACAAAUUCACAGCAAUAGUCUUGACCGUGUACCUUCUGGCUUCACACCUGGGAAGUUCAACUGGAGUCGGUUCCAUUUCCAGAGUAUUUGUUCAGGUUUGAUAAACAUUUGUUCAGAUUUGCCACAGGAGGGACCCGGCUCUAUCUGUCACCACCACCACCUCUGGUUGCUUUUCAUAACCACUCGCAGCGCUGCUGCCCCCCCCCCCCCCCCCUCAGUGUGCUGGGUCUUUGAUGUAAUGUGAAUAAUAUGCAGAGUAACUGUGGAGCAUUCCCAAUUAAUGCCGUUACACGUUUGUUGUGGGUGUGCUAUUGUGUGGUUACUUGUUUUUGAGUAUAUUGUCCUGAAAACCAGCAUAGAAAGCUUAGUUAUGCUAAUUCACACCGUCAUUCCUGGUGUUUUUGAGUUCAUUUAGAACCCCCUCAGCGAUACUAGCCUCAGUCACCACACCGAUAGCUACAAAACAGGUAGAGGCGAGUGUCGGAACAUGCGGCUUGUUCAAGUUCAGCACACGCCCUGGCAUUUGUUUGAACUUGUUACCCUCCUUUCUUCUUUUCCACCACAAGCAAAACUCUUACCACGACUCUGGACCAUCAGCAUGGUUGUUAGCUGUUGUGAUGCCAUUGGUAAGGUUACUACUUCAUUCUGGUCACAUCGUCGAGCCCGCCCCUGCAUUCUCUGGAGAAGCAAACUCAGGAAUACAUACUGCACACGUGCUAAGGAUUGCUUCAGAAUCAGUAUCGUCAUAGAAAUUAAAGAUUUAAACGUGUCAAUCUUAUUUUCGUGGUGGGGGGGGAGGGCGUGUUACAAAGAAAAAUGAAGCCCCCUGUUUUACCGGUGGACAUGGCAGUGUGUUGGGCGGUCGAGUUGCACACACUUUAGGGUUUUCUGAAUGCCGUCGCGGUUGAUGAGUAAUCAGACAGUGUGGAGUAAGGAUUUGCUCCCACCCUCCGAUUAUCCAUGUGCUUGACCCGGGGUUCAGAACACAUCUGCCCCUGUCUCUUUGAUAUUGCUGUAUUUUGCAUGUCAAUAUAUCAAUGGGUGUUUUUCCCCCCUAAGCUACCGAACGGCGCCGAGUGGUUGGGUUGGGUGGCUGGAAAGAAAAGACUUAGAUGUAUCCAUUUUUAUUUUAUUUUUUUCUUGGAAUUGUUUACUUGUGGUUUUUCCGGCAUCAGCGCGCGGGACAAUUUCUCCCCGCGCGUUGUCUCCUGAACCACGUUCAGAUUCUAUACGAGACCCAAGGACUCGGACGACAUCACACCUGCUCGGAUCACCCUCAAAGUGUGCCAGGCCUUUUUCCGACAACAGUAGCCGUUCAGAUUUGCGUGCCAUCAGAGCAGAUGCAAAGCCUACAUCUUUUAGCCGGGCCCCUUCGGAAUAAUGGUGUUCUCAAGUCUGCUGUGCACUGAAUGACGGCGUCUUCUCACAACAGUACGAGUCUAAUUAACAACAAUCCUUCUCCGCUCCGGCGAGCGACGACGCGUCGGCCUGAGGUCUGAACUCGCCCGUUUCUGGGUUCUUCACCUUGCUUCAUUAACAGCGUUUGGCCGGGUUAUAAAAAGUUAUGCACUGUUAGCAUGCUUUGGUUUGGUUUCCUCUUUUUUUUUUUCUUCUUUUUUUUCUUUUUAACAUUGCAAGGGUGAUUUUGACCAUGUAAAGUAAUUUGUAAACUUGCAUCAAGUUUAUGAAUAAAGAAUUUUAUGAAAUA
Scophthalmus maximus (turbot) is the source of this 5384-nucleotide messenger RNA. Its product is annotated as ubiquitin-conjugating enzyme E2 Q2-like. Bases 825 to 1946 code for a protein of 373 amino acids. Lineage: Eukaryota; Metazoa; Chordata; Actinopteri; Pleuronectiformes; Scophthalmidae. The transcript is spliced from 13 exons. The record is from RefSeq and is a predicted model, not a curated record.